CAACGACAUGUUUCAAUCUGGCUUGGCUUUUGGAGCUUUCUAGGGCGCUGUUUUGGGAUAACUCGUGAAAGUCUGGAUACCCGAUACCGCCGCCUAUAAGCUCCCCUCUCCCCCGAACUUCCUCUGUAGACCUUCCCCCCCCCUCCUCCUAGUUCUCACCCUCCCUCCCCCAACACACUUUAGUGGUCAUCCAGUAUGGCUACGCUUGCAAUCGACAAGAAUGCCUCGUCGGCCAUUGACGACAAUGACUUUGACGAGGGCGAGCAUGGCGAGCAUCACCCCCACAGGAACUCUGUGCACCACAAGCUGCGGGCGAGCAGCUCCAUCAUGCAGCUGAAGAAGAUCUUGGUCGCCAACCGAGGAGAAAUCCCUAUCCGUAUUUUCCGCACAGCCCACGAGCUGUCACUGCACACCGUGGCCGUCUACAGUCAUGAGGACCGUCUCAGUAUGCACAGGCAAAAGGCCGACGAGGCCUACGAAAUUGGGGCGCGCGGCCAGUACACACCCGUGGGUGCGUAUCUCGCCGGCGACGAGAUCGUCAAGAUUGCCGUCCAGCACAACGUGAACAUGAUUCACCCGGGCUAUGGCUUCCUCUCGGAGAAUGCGGGCUUUGCGCGCGCUGUUGAGAAGGCCGGUCUCAUUUUCGUAGGGCCCUCGCCCGAUACCAUCGACGCGCUCGGCGACAAAGUCUCGGCGCGAAGACUGGCUAUCAAGUGCAAUGUGCCCGUCGUGCCUGGAACUCCCGACCCCGUGGAGAAGUACGAGGAUGUCAAGGAGUUCACCGACGAGUUUGGCUUCCCCAUCAUCAUCAAGGCCGCUUUCGGUGGUGGUGGCCGUGGUAUGCGUGUAGUGCGCAAGCAGGAAGAGCUCAAGGACGCGUUUGAGCGCGCAACAUCAGAGGCCAAAUCCGCUUUCGGCAACGGCACCGUCUUCGUCGAGCGCUUCCUCGACAAGCCUAAGCACAUCGAGGUCCAGCUGCUUGGUGACAAUCUCGGCAAUGUCGUCCACUUGUACGAGCGUGACUGCUCCGUCCAGCGUCGCCAUCAGAAGGUCGUCGAGAUUGCUCCGGCAAAGGAUCUUCCUGUAGAGACCCGAGACGCCAUCCUGGCUGACGCUGUUAGGCUGGCCCAGUCAGUCAAGUACCGCAACGCAGGUACUGCCGAGUUCUUGGUCGACCAACAGAAUCGAUACUACUUCAUAGAGAUUAACCCUCGCAUCCAAGUCGAGCAUACCAUCACCGAGGAGAUUACAGGUAUCGACAUUGUCGCCGCACAGAUCCAGAUUGCCGCCGGUGCAUCUCUUGAGCAGCUUGGCCUGACCCAGAACCACAUCUCCACACGCGGCUUUGCUUUCCAAUGCCGUAUCACCACAGAAGACCCCAGCCAGCAGUUCGCACCAGAUACGGGCAAGAUUGAGGUGUACCGUUCCGCUGGCGGUAACGGAGUCCGUCUCGACGGUGGCAACGGAUUCGCUGGUGCCAUCAUUACUCCACACUACGACUCCAUGUUGGUCAAGUGCACAUGCCGUGGCUCUACAUAUGAGAUCGCCCGCCGAAAGAUGCUUCGUGCGCUCGUCGAGUUCCGUAUCCGUGGUGUCAAGACCAACAUCCCCUUCUUGAUUAAGCUCCUCACAAACCCCACCUUCGUCGAGGGCCAAUGCUGGACGACAUUCAUCGACGACACCCCUGCCCUCUUCGACCUCAUUGGCUCCCAGAACCGUGCCCAGAAACUGCUCGCGUACCUUGGUGAUCUCGCUGUCAACGGCAGUCAGAUCAAGGGCCAAAUUGGUGAGCCCAAGUUCAAGGGCAUCAUCCCCAUUCCCAAGAUCGUCGACAAGGACGGCAAGACAGUCGAUACGUCUGUACCUUGCACUGAAGGAUGGAGGAAUGUCAUUCUGAAGGAUGGCCCUGAGGGCUUUGCGAAGGCUGUCCGUGCCAACAAGGGCUGCCUGAUCAUGGACACCACCUGGCGUGAUGCCCACCAGUCUCUCCUCGCUACCCGUGUGCGAACUGUUGACCUGCUCAACAUCGCCAAGGAGACCAGUCAUGCAUUCUCCAAUGCCUGGGCCCUGGAGUGCUGGGGCGGUGCGACCUUCGAUGUCGCCAUGCGUUUCCUCUACGAGGAUCCCUGGGAGCGCCUGAGGAAGAUGAGGAAGCUUGUACCCAACAUCCCCUUCCAGAUGCUUCUUCGAGGAGCCAACGGUGUUGCAUAUUCGUCUCUUCCCGACAACGCCAUCUACCACUUCUGCGAGCAAGCUAAGAAGAACGGUGUCGACAUUUUCCGUGUCUUUGAUGCUCUGAACGACGUCGAGCAACUCGAGGUCGGUGUUAAGGCCGUCCUCAAGGCAGGUGGUGUCGCUGAAGCUACAGUGUGCUACUCGGGAGAUAUGCUGAACCCCAAGAAGAAGUACAACCUUGAGUACUACCUCGAUGUUGUUGAGAAGAUUGUCGGCAUGGGCGCUCAUAUCCUUGGUGUCAAGGACAUGGCCGGUGUUCUAAAGCCCCGUGCUGCCCGCCUGCUCAUUGGUGCUAUCCGCAAGAAGUACCCCGACCUUCCCAUCCACGUCCACACUCACGACUCUGCUGGUACAGGUGUUGCGUCCAUGGCUGCGUGCGCUGAAGCUGGUGCCGAUGCUGUCGACGCUGCUAUUGACAGCAUGUCGGGUAUGACUUCCCAGCCCAGCAUUGGUGCUAUUCUUGCAUCCAUCGAGGGCACCGACUAUGAUGCCGGCCUCGACGUUCACAUGAUCCGCAACCUCGACGCCUACUGGGCUCAGCUUCGUCUGCUCUACUCGCCGUUCGAGGCUGGUCUUACCGGACCUGACCCCGAGGUGUAUGAGCACGAGAUUCCUGGUGGUCAGCUCACCAACCUCAUCUUCCAGGCUUCUCAGCAGGGUCUUGGUGAGCAGUGGGCUCAGACAAAGAAGGCAUACGAGGAGGCCAACGACCUGCUCGGCGACAUCGUCAAGGUCACGCCCACGUCCAAGGUUGUCGGUGACUUGGCGCAGUUCAUGGUCUCCAACGGCCUGUCCCACGACGACGUCAUCGAGAAGGCCGAGAAACUCGACUUCCCCUCGUCGGUGCUGGAGUUUUUCGAAGGUCUCAUGGGCCAGCCGUACGGCGGGUUCCCCGAGCCUCUCCGCACGCACGCCCUCCGCGACCGAAGGAAGAUGGACAAGCGCCCUGGCCUGUACCUCGAGCCCGUCGACAUCGCAAAGGUCAAAGCGGACCUCAAAGCCAAGUGGGGCGACGCCACCGAGUGCGACGUCGCAUCCCAAAUCAUGUACCCCAAGGUGUUUGAGGACUACAAGAAGUGGACCACCAAGUACGGCGACCUGUCCGUCCUGCCAACGCGCUACUUCCUCUCCCGCCCCGAGAUCGGCGAGGAAUUCCACGUCGAGCUCGAAAAGGGCAAGGUGCUCAUCCUGAAGCUCCUCGCUGUCGGCCCCCUCUCCGAACAAACCGGCAUGCGCGAAGUCUUCUACGAAAUGAACGGCGAGACGCGCACUGUCACCGUCGAGGACCAGCACGCUGCUAUCGAGAACGUUAGCCGUCCCAAGGCGGACCCUAAUGAUAGCAGCCAGGUCGGCUCGCCCAUGUCGGGUGUCUUGGUCGAGGUCCGUGUCCAUGACGGUAGCGAUGUUAAGAAGGGUGACCCGAUUGCUAUCCUUAGCGCUAUGAAGAUGGAAAUGGUUAUUUCGGCUGCGCACUCGGGUAAGGUUAGCAACUUGUCUGUUCGCGAGGGCGACUCGGUCGACUCGGGCGAUUUGGUUUGCAAGCUUGUUAAGUAG
Molecule: messenger RNA, 3789 nt
Organism: Dothidotthia symphoricarpi CBS 119687
Lineage: Eukaryota; Fungi; Ascomycota; Dothideomycetes; Pleosporales; Dothidotthiaceae
Product: pyruvate carboxylase
Exons: 9
Coding region: 196-3789 (1197 amino acids)
Biological process (GO): gluconeogenesis; pyruvate metabolic process
Cellular component (GO): cytoplasm
Molecular function (GO): metal ion binding; ATP binding; pyruvate carboxylase activity
Source: RefSeq, a predicted model, not a curated record